UUCAUUUUUAGCCACAAUAUUUUCUGAAUUUGGAGACAAAACAUUUAUAAUUGCGGCAAUUUUAGCAAUGAAAUAUAGCCGAUAUUGGGUAUUUUUAGGAAGUUAUGGUGCUAUGUUUUUCAUGACUUUUGUUUCUUGUUUUUUGGGUUAAUUUAUAUUAUAUAUAUUGCCUGAAUAAUAUAUGAAAUUCGGGGCUGCAAUACUUUUUUUCAUUUUCGGAGGAAAAUCAUUAUAUGAUGUUUUAAUUAAAAAACAAGAAGAAGAUGAUAAUGAAGAAAUAGAGAAAGAAAUGGAAGAACUAAACUAAAAAUUGACGUAAAAAACAAAAGAUAUAGAAGAAAUUUAAACUUCUAACUAAAAAGUAAAAAAUUAAGUUUUCGUAGUUGAAGGAUAUAUAGUCGCUUCUUAAACUUUUCUUUAAAUUUUUUUAGGGGAAUGGGGAGAUAAAUCCUAAAUUACUACAAUUGCUAUGAGUGCUUCUUAUGAUCCUAUUAGAGUCUUCGUAGGUUCAGUAAUUGCACAUGCUUUAUGUUCAGCAACAGCAGUAACUGGAGGUAGGUAUAUUUCUUCUUUUGUAUCAGAAAAAUUACUUACUAUUUUUGGAGGAAUUGUAUUUAUAUUUUUUGGAAUAUUCACCUUAUAUAAUUUAUGAUAUUUUUCCUC
This is a messenger RNA of Ichthyophthirius multifiliis, 663 nucleotides long. Its product is annotated as protein family UPF0016, putative. Gene Ontology annotation, molecular function: metal ion transmembrane transporter activity. The record is from RefSeq and is a predicted model, not a curated record. Lineage: Eukaryota; Ciliophora; Oligohymenophorea; Hymenostomatida. The transcript has a single exon.